This is a messenger RNA of Morone saxatilis (striped sea-bass), 1505 nucleotides long. RefSeq names its product fibrinogen-like protein 1. Gene Ontology annotation, biological process: regulation of immune response; negative regulation of T cell activation. The record is from RefSeq and is a predicted model, not a curated record. NCBI's taxonomy places the organism in Eukaryota, Metazoa, Chordata, Actinopteri, Moronidae.
CAGAUUCAACUAAACUCUGAGAAGUAGAAGUGUCCGUCUGUAUCUUUUUGGUUUCUGCUAUCUAAACAAGAUGAUGGAAGGUCAGCUGCUGCUGUUCACAGGACUGAUGAUCAUCACAGCUACAAUCCAAAUGUGUGUGUAGGCGUCAGACAGUUGCCGUGAGGAGGUGGCUCGUCUGCAGGAACAGGAGAAGCUUCUGAAGGGCCAACUUCAGAAACAGGAACAACUCCUACGCAGAUUACAACUGCUGAACCAACCUCACAACAAGGACAUACACAUGUCCGACCAGAGCCAGGACACCCAGUAUGCAGACUGCUCUCAGCUCUUCAGUUCUGGCUCCAAGUCCAGUGGUUUCUAUGGAAUCAGACCCCACGGCAGCCCUUCGCCAGUCAGAGUCUACUGUGAUAUGAGUGACGGAGGCGGCUGGAUCGUGAUUCAGAGACGGAUCAAUGGAACAGAGAAAUUUAACAGGUGUGUCACUCAGCCCAUCUCAACGGCAUGUACUACCCCAACGGGCACUACAGUGCGUCGACAGAUGAUGGUGUAGUUUGGUACACUUGGAGAGGCUGGUGGUACUCCCUGAAGACCAGCAUCAUGAAGCUGCGGCCCGUCGACUUCAAAACCGAACCCAUUGAUGACCCCAAUGCUGUUUAUCGCAGACCACCUUCCUAGAUCAGACAUGAGCAAAUUUCAGAUCUUAUUGGCUUGACUAUUUUGGGAAGAAACAACUUGGAAAACAUGUAUUAAUUGGUGUGAAACAUAUGUCAAAUCCCACGUAAGCACUAAUUACCCCCACUGACACCUGGUAACAAAUAUGCUUCCUGUGCUAUCAGAUUGUAUCUGGAUGGAGCAAAGUAAUAACUACGUAAAGUAAAUAUAGCCAAGAUUAACCAAAGAUUAAAUCACCCAAAUGGUCAUGAAUGAAACUGUACACUUUAACGAUAUAGUGAAAUCUUUAAAGGCUUUAGUAUCUUAAACGGUGACAUGCUUAUUAGGGGACUUGUGAAACCUACUGCUUGUUUUAGAGACAUGAAUGUUGCAAGGGGAAGCAGCCUGCAAACACAGCUGUCUGUUUUUGUGGAGAAAAGGGAAAUCGGGCGUCAGUGUGAGUGCCAGACACAAGCAGAAACAUUGGACAGAAGGCGGUGAAAGGAGCCAUUAUCAUGUCAUUGAAAAUGGCUGUAAUAAGAUCUGGAAAUGUGUGCGUGUGUGUGUUUUUAAAUAUUAAAAUGUGAUAAAUGGAGAAGCUGAGCUCAGUACUGGGAGUUUGCCCAAAUGUAAUGUAACAUAAAUUGCCUAUAUAUCACAAACAACUGAAUGAACUGAAAAGCAAUGUACACGUCAAUAGAGUUAAUUCUUAAGAUGUUACAUGUGACGAAGUAAAAAAAAAAAGAAUAUAAGGGAUUCCUUUGAGUGUUUCAGUAUACUCAGUACUUCAUCUCACACUCACACAUUAUAUUAACAACUCAGCACUUGUGAACAUACAUCCAGCUCUGUCUCUGCCG